This is a messenger RNA of Owenia fusiformis, 2748 nucleotides long. Lineage: Eukaryota; Metazoa; Annelida; Polychaeta; Sabellida; Oweniidae. The record is from the annotation of a GenBank genome assembly.
CAAAUUUUGCAAAACUUUUUGAAAAUCUUAAAAAAUGAGUGAUUUAUCCUACUUCUAUGAUGCAACUAACAUAAUACACAUAGGAAUAAUUUAAUCUUUACGUUAUAAUGACGCACAGACUCAAUAAAUCCAGGAACAACCCUACUGAAGGAAUUCCAACACCAAGGCCAACACCUCAAUUUUUUAGACAGGUUCAGACUUUCUCAACUAAAAAGCAAAGAGGGACGCCUAAGGAUGCAGCACCACCGAGACCACCAGUAAAAAGUGCACCACCAAUAAGUCGUAUUUUCCAACACAAACCUAUACAAAAAGCUGUUCCUGUUUCCUUCAAAGAGUCAGAAACCUCUGUUUUGAGUCCAUUUUACAAUGAACACAAUAACGAACUUUAUUUUGACCAGUGUUUUCAAAUUGAAAGAAAACUUGGAGCAGGAUCCUUUGGAGAGGUGUUUCAAGUGGUCAGCAAAGAAGACGGAAAAAGAUAUGCAGUGAAGAGAUCAAGAGAACGUUUCAGGGGAGGAACUGACAGGAAAAGGAAAUUGGAGGAGGUUGCUAAGCAUGAGAGAUUGCCAAGACACCCUAACUGUGUACACCUUGUGAAGGCAUGGGAGGAGAAACAGCAUCUUUAUAUACAAACAGAACUCUGCGAUACCAGCUUGGAGAACUAUUCAGAAAAUAAUCACAACAUUCCUGAACGUCUGGUGUGGAACUAUCUUGUUGACCUGCUCAUGGCUGUUGAACACCUUCACAAUCAUGACCUUGUUCACCUGGAUAUAAAACCCGACAAUAUCUUCAUCACUAAGGAUGGUGUCUGUAAACUAGGUGAUUUUGGACUUAUGAUCGACAUAUCAAAGGAGACUGAAGUUGCUGAUUGUAUGGAAGGUGAUCCCAAGUAUAUGGCUCCUGAGUUGCUACAGGGAAAGUUUGGGAAACAAGCAGAUAUCUUCAGUGUGGGGAUGACAAUUUUGGAAAUUGCCAGUGAUUUAGAUUUGCCAAAAAGUGGUGAUGCGUGGCACAGGUUGAGGUCUGGGAGUUUGCCAGAAGAAUUACUGCAAGAUAAAUCUCGUGAUUUACGUCGUGUAAUUCGUCACAUGAUUGAGCCAGGCCAUUAUAGGCGACCCACAGCUAAGCAGCUUUUAGAACUACCCUUUGUUAAAAAAGUUUGGAAAAGGCGAAAAAGGGAACAAUUUAAACAACAUAUUGUUUCAUAUUUUGCUAAAAUAUGGCAUAGUAUUGUGUUGAUGAUGUUAGCAGUCUGGUCGUGUAUAACAUACCCUCUACGUGCGUUCACCAAGCCUUCCAUACAGACCCCACCUAAAAUACAUGUUCCCAGGCAUAACUCAUACUGGGACCAGAGUUUCUCAGAUGAUGAUGCGUUUGAAGCAGAUGAGUCUGUAAACUUAGCAAAUAACUCAAUGGUGUCACCUUUGGAUCUGUCUUCCUCUAUGGAUGAACUUGAUAACAGCAGGAAUGGCAGCUUUGCAGUGCCUACCAGUAUUGCACCAAGGAAGGCUAAGACGACACCCAUGAUGCGCAGUAGGAAGAUUAUCACUCCCAGGAGUUCCUCUCCAAUCCUAUCUCUGGCAAAUAUGGACCACUUUAAGCCUAACACCAGUCUGCGGUCAGAGAACUCGAUGACACCAGAUGGUAGUAGUCAUAGUACCCAAUCAGAUGCCAGUUCUGAAGAUUUGGUGAAAUUAGGAAUAGAGCCAAAAAACCUUCUGAAUGCAUUUGAGAGUGCUUCCGAUGAUGAGUUGUAAAAAAGAAAAUGGUUGUACCUCAAGAAGGAGGUAUAUCUUACCCAGUGGGCAACAUGUGAAGGAAGUCUAUCUGUCCAAGUGAGCAAUAGAUGAAGGAGGUGCAUCCAUCCCAGAAUGAGGGAUUUAUCCUAUUGGACACUAUAUGAAGAUAGUUCUUUCCCACUUGCUAACAUCUGAAGGAGAUUCAAUCCCAGUAGGCAACAUAACUGGGAAAUUAAGAGAUUAACCCCUUGUGAAAUAAUAAGUGAGCAUUUUCUUCAAAGAAUUGUUAUGGAGAUGUGAUAUACAAGUGGACAAAGAUAUAGAGAUGUUGGAACAUAAAUCCCAUGUAUUGUUGGGAAAAUGAAGAUGUGUAAUGAAAUCCUUUCACACAUGUACAUAUGGUAUAGACUAUAAAUUGCAUACAUAUGUAGUAUGUAUCUGUGAAUUGUAAAUGAAGGGAUAAGAGAAGCAUUCCUGGUAGAUAAUUGGCUGAUAUAAAGAAUUUAUAAUUUUCUAGCUGAAGGUCAAAAUUGUUAAUGGCUGUAAUGAAUCUUUCUUUAAGGGAGAAUAAAGCAUAAAUUCUUGAUCCAAAAAUGAAUGUAUUUUAUAAUGACACUAUGUAAUCAUUCAGCAGUUUCGCGAAAAGAAAGGAAGCAGACCAACCUCCAAUACAAUGUGGCCAAUUAUAAUCUGGCAAACAUAUCCUAGAUAUACUAUCCUAAUAUCCUAGUUUCUUUUGUGUACAAAAGGUGGCAGGGUUUAUUCAAAAAGCGAAUUGAUGAGAAGUGAAUCUAAAAUGCUGCCCUAAUAUAAGGAUUGAGAAAAUUAAUUUCCAUUUCUCUGAGAAUCCCAAUUGGCAUUUAAUUAAGUUUAACACAGGCCUCAAGAGUUUAAUUUCCUAUGGUCUUUAACUUAUCUUAUUACUUUAUUUAAUCCUAUUAUGCAACCAGUGAUUUGGAUGAGCAGUUAGGAAGCUAUUACAGUCAAACCUGUACAUAGUGAACACCUA